Erinaceus europaeus (western European hedgehog) is the source of this 861-nucleotide messenger RNA. RefSeq names its product chromosome 13 C1orf232 homolog (gene C13H1orf232). Bases 255 to 812 code for a protein of 185 amino acids. NCBI's taxonomy places the organism in Eukaryota, Metazoa, Chordata, Mammalia, Eulipotyphla, Erinaceidae. The record is from RefSeq and is a predicted model, not a curated record. The transcript has 4 exons.
UUGUCCAAUGUGGGUCAAGACAGGGCUGAAGCAGCAGAUGCUGACUCUGUCUCUGCCAUCCCUCUCAGACUCCUUUGGAUCAGGUUCACCUGCUGUGGGCACUGUGCCAGCUGGGGAGACUGGUGCAUCUUUAAUGAGGUCACCUGAUCCUUGGGACAGUCAGCCUCACCAAGUUACUAGAGCCAGACCCACUAGGUGCCCACUGAACCACUACCUUUCAUCACCUGGGUGCCAGGUCCAUUUCCCCUGCAACUAUGAACCAGGCCUUCUGGAAAACCUACAAAUCCAAAGUGCUACAGACCCUGAGUGGGGAAUCUGAGGAAGACCUGACAGAGGAGAGGGAGAGCCCAGCAUUUGUGGAAUCUGAGACAGCAGAACCAUCAGAAGAGGCCUUCAAUCCCAUGUCACAACUGGCCCGCAGGGUUCAGGGGGUUGGGGUGAAAGGUUGGCUGACAAUGUCAUCUCUGUUUAACAAAGAAGAUGAAGACAAGCUGCUGCCACCGGAACCCUGUGCUGACCAUCCCCUCGCAGCACCGCCCUCCCCUCAGGCGGCGGAGGCCGAGGCGCGUGGGCCCGGCUUCUGGGACGCGUUCGCCAGCAGGUGGCAGCAGCAGCAAGUGGCGGCGGCAUCCAUGCUUCGCGGCGCCGAAGCCGCCAGGGAGCGGGACCCCGAGCCUGGGGACGAGUCAGCGGAGGAGGCCGCCGAGCACCCGGAGCCACGGGAGGCUGACCCGGCGGCCGGCUUCACGUGGGGCUUCCUCACCCACAAACUAGCCGAAAUGAAGGUGAAGGCUGCACCCAAGGGCGACUAGCCAGCCUGCUCACCUGAACGCCCAGCCUUCCAUAAAAAUUCUGACCUGA